Passer montanus (Eurasian tree sparrow) is the source of this 1066-nucleotide messenger RNA. RefSeq names its product bactericidal permeability-increasing protein-like. The transcript has 11 exons. Gene Ontology annotation, biological process: lipopolysaccharide-mediated signaling pathway; defense response to Gram-negative bacterium; innate immune response. NCBI's taxonomy places the organism in Eukaryota, Metazoa, Chordata, Aves, Passeriformes, Passeridae. Gene Ontology annotation, molecular function: lipopolysaccharide binding. The annotation marks the transcript as partial. The record is from RefSeq and is a predicted model, not a curated record.
AUGAACUUGUCCAUCCUGGAAACGGCCACCGCCACCAACCCCGGCUUCGUGGUGAGGAUCACCCAGGCAGGAUUGGACUACGCCCAACAGCAGGGGAUCGCGAUCCUGGAGAAGGAGCUGGCCCAGCUGAAGCUGCCAGACUUCUCAGGGGACUCUCGUGUCCUGCGUGUGGGGAAAGUACACUAUGAGCUCUCCAGACUGCGCCUUCGUGAUUUCCACUUGCCGUACUCACGGAUCACCCCGAUCUCCAAUGUGGGCCUGCAGGUCGCCAUCUCCAAUGCCUAUACCGAGCUGGAUGGGGACUGGCGGGUGAAGUUUCUCUUCAUCAGCCGGGACCAUGGAUCUUUCAACCUGAAGGUGGAAAAUAUCUACAUCAAAAUCAUCCUGAGGCUGGGCAGUGACACCACUGGGAAGCCCACCAUCAGCACCGCAGACUGCAGUGCCCACAUCUCCAAAGUCCGUGUGCGCUUUUCAGGCAAGCUUGGGUGGCUUUACAACCUGUUCCACCGCGUUAUUGAGUCCAAGUUGCGAAAUAUUUUGGAGGACAAGGUGUGUGACAAUGUGGCCAAGUCUGUGAAAAACGAGCUCCAGACGUACAUCCAGACGCUGCCAGGUACUGGGGGGGCUGUAAGUGGGUUUAGAAGCAGCUCUUCCAAGCUUUCCCCAUCCAUGAGGAAUGUUUUACUUUGUGUCCACUCCCCAUCUUCUUGUGGUGAAUUCUACUCCCUGGCCCACCGCUCCACCGUCCCCUUCUCACCGCUGCCACUGGCCUUCCCCUCGGAUCACGAGCGCAUGGUUUACUUUGGAGCCUCCAGCUACUUCUUCAACACAGCUGGCAUUGCCUACCACAAGGCCGGGGCACUGGUCUUUGAAAUCACAGAGGCCAUGAUCCCAAAGGAUGCAGGAUUCAGCUUGGACACCUCUAUCUUCUCAGCCUUCAUUCCCCAGGUGAGCAGUCUGGCCCUGCCUGCCCAGAGCUCUUGCACACACAGGCUUUGCGCUGUGUGUGACAAUGUGGCCAAGUCUGUGAAAAACGAGCUCCAGACGUACAUCCAGACACUACCAG